AUGAGUUUCAAGGACAAAGUGGUGUUAGUUACCGGCGCCAGCUCCGGUAUCGGUGCUGCUGCUGCCAUCGAAUUUUCCAAAGAAGGCGCUUAUGUUGUUAUAGUCGCGAGGAACGAGGCCAAAAUGGCAAAGGUCGCCGCGGAGUGCGAGGCUCAUGGCAAGAGACCUUUGGUGAUUAAAGCAGACGUGUCUAAAGAUGAAGAGGCCAAAGCUGCUGUAGAGAAAACCAUAGAGAGAUUCGGCCGUUUGGAUGUUUUGGUGAACAACGCGGGAAUCUUACGGUACGGAUGCUUAUUAGACGAAAGGAUAUUGGAAGCUUUCGAUCAGUUGGUGGCGACGAAUCUACGUGCGGCGGUACAUUUGACGAGUUUGGCGGUGCCACAUCUGAUCAAGACGAAGGGGAGCGUCGUGAACAUAUCAAGUGUGGACGGCUCGUCUAUGGUGCCGCCGUUAUUGGUCCCAUACAGCGUGACCAAAGCGGCCCUGGAUCAUUUCACACGAGGCGCGGCGCUGGAACUCGCCCCGCAUGGUGUCCGGGUCAACGCCAUCAGCCCGGGUCCAGUUUACACGGAUAUCUACGAGAAUGCCGGUCCAGUGCAUCCGAUGGACAAUAGCAAUAUAAAGACCCCGCUCGGCACGAUAUCCCAGCCCGUCGAAAUCGCCGACUUGAUUCUGUUCCUGUCAAGCGAAAAGGCAAAAGCCAUCACGGGCUCCAAUUUCACGUCGGACAACGGAUACGUAUUGUCGAAC
This is a messenger RNA of Iphiclides podalirius (scarce swallowtail), 750 nucleotides long. Lineage: Eukaryota; Metazoa; Arthropoda; Insecta; Lepidoptera; Papilionidae. The record is from the annotation of a GenBank genome assembly.